AUAAGAUAAAGAAAUGGGCAUUUCAGAACUAUGGAGAAUUAUUAGUCCUGGUGGAAAAAAGUUUACACUGGAACAACUCUCAUAUGACAGAUCAUUAAAGUCAAAUGGAAAAGGCUUACGAGUUGCUAUAGAUGUUGCUCUAUGGGUAUUUCAGGCAAGAUCAAGCACGGUAGGCGAUCAAAGUGAAUUACGUGCCUUAUUUUUCAGACUGUGUCGACUUUAUGAAUUAGGUAUCCGUCCUGUGUUUGUGUUUGAUGGUCCUCAACGACCCGAGUAUAAACGUAAUCGAUUAAUUAACACAACACCCAUUGAUACUGAGUUUAGACGAAAUUUAAUUACCUUGAUCCGCUUCUUUAAUUUUGCCAUUUGGCAUUCAUAUGGAGAAGCAGAGGCAGAGUGUGCCUUAUUACAGCGAUUAGGAUUUGUUGAUGUUGUGUUUACAGGAGAUAGUGAUGUGUUUUUAUUUGGAGCUCGUCGUGUAGUUAGAAAUUGGCCUAUAAAACGUAAUGAUCCUGUUUUAUGCUAUGACUUGACCUGGAUUACAGACUCAACAGGACUUGAUCGAUCUGAUUUAAUCUUGAUUGCUCUCUUACAUGGAUCGGAUUAUGAUACUAAAGGUGCAAAAGGCAUUGGUAUCAAUGUGGCUGCACAACUUGCCAAAUGUCAUUUUCAUCGUGAACUUAUGGAUGAUAUCCAGUUAACAAAGAGAAAUGGACCACUCGAUGAUGAACGCGUACGUCAUUUGUUUGAUGAUUUAACCUAUGAACUCCAUCAUAAUAGUACAAAAAAUCUCAGUCGUAAACAUACAAGUGUAGCACUUGAUCCUAAAUUUCUAGAAUUCUCAAUUAUGAUGGACUUUAUUCAUCCUCAGACAAAUAUUGAGAACACAAAAAAUGACCAGGGAAUGUUGACGAAAAUAAAUCAGUUACAAAACCAACUUGACUACCAUCAUGAACCGAACUGGCCUUUGCUGGCGCCCUUUGCUCAAGAGGCCUUUAAAUGGCCAGCAGAGUACUUGUUAAGGAGAUUCUCCUCCCUUUUAUUUCAUGGCUAUAUGGCAAAUCGUCUACGACGCAUCAUUCGUCGACAUGAUCACAACUAUCGUCCUACACUCUCUAUCCAGCAGUCAUCAUCGAAUAGCAGUGAAUAUAGUAAUCGACAAACAACACUUCAAGAAUAUUACGUGUCAACAACAAGACACCAUUAUGCUUCAACAACGGUGCGCGAUGUAGUGAAGAUUACAGGAACAAAAAUAGUAUCUGAUGACUUGAAGUUUUUUCGUGUUGAAUGGGAUCCAUCAUGUUACCAGAAAUUUAUUGAUCAAUUAAAGCCAAAUCUAAAUUAUGAUGAAGCUCUGUAUGAAAAUAUUAAACUGUCACAACAAGGAACAAUGGAUCUAGAAGAACAACUGACAGACUCACAACAACAAGAGAAUAAAAAGGAAAAGAAAGAUGUUUGGACGCUAAUUAAAAGACAAUGGGUUCAUGCCACAAGUCUAUAUUGUCGAUACCCUGAUGUAGUUCAACACUACCAAAGACAACAAAAAAAGAAAUCGUCCAUACGUGUUCAAAAGAAUUGUGACAGUAAAGCUCAAUCAUCAGUACGUGUUCAACGGAUUAGUGAGAAUAGUAAAACUCAAACAUUAACGAACAUUAGUCAAUAUAUGACAAAACUCUAUAUACCACCAAGAGCAAAAUUAUUUUAAGGAGAAUAAAUUAUCAUAGUUAAUUUUCUGUUAUUUA
Molecule: messenger RNA, 1742 nt
Organism: Cokeromyces recurvatus
Lineage: Eukaryota; Fungi; Mucoromycota; Mucoromycetes; Mucorales; Mucoraceae
Product: PIN domain-like protein
Exons: 2
Coding region: 14-1705 (563 amino acids)
Molecular function (GO): 5'-flap endonuclease activity
Source: RefSeq, a predicted model, not a curated record